AUGGCUUCUCUUAAUUCAGAUCUCCCGCCUGUGCAGGCUUUACAUAGCAAGUGGGUGGUGCAAAAGUUCGGUGGCACCAGUGUCGGCAAAUUUGCGCUCAACAUUAUCGAACAGGUGGUUCUCCCGAGUUUGAAAGAAAAUCGAGUCGCCGUCGUUUGCUCAGCCAGGAGCAGCUCAACCAAAGCCGAAGGAACCACCAACCGUUUACUAAGAGCUGCACGAGACGCCGAGAACUCCCAGUCCCGGCAAUAUGAAACAUUCGUCGAGGCUGUCCGCUUGGAGCACGUGCAGGUGGCCCAGGAACAGUUGAAGUCGGUAGACCUGAAGGAACAAGUGAUCAAAGAUCUGAAUGGAGAAUGCGAGCGGGUCCUCAAGGUUCUCGAGGCGGCACAAACACUAGGCGAGAUCAGUGCUCGUUGCGUGGAUAAGGUCAUGAGCGCUGGCGAGAAACUCAGCUGUCGCUUGAUGGCCGCGUUGCUGCAGGACCGUGGGGUUGACUCACAAUAUGUGGAUCUCUCCGAUGUCAUCAAUUUCCCAAUUGGCAGCCAUGGAUUAGACCAGGACUUUUAUAAUAACCUGGCUGCAAACCUGGGCAAAAAGAUUGAGGCCUGCGGACACCGAGUCCCCGUGCUGACUGGGUACUUUGGUACCAUCCCCGGAGGCCUGCUGGAUCAGGUCGGUCGUGGUUAUACGGAUUUAUGUGCGGCCCUCGUGGCCGUUGGAACCCAUGCCAAGGAACUCCAGGUGUGGAAGGAAGUGGACGGCAUCUUCACGGCGGACCCCCGCAAGGUGCCUACGGCGCGUCUCCUGCCCGCUAUCACUCCAGCCGAAGCUGCCGAGUUGACCUUCUAUGGAUCCGAGGUCAUUCACCCCUUCACCAUGGAGCAGGUCAUUCGGGCCAGGAUCCCCAUCCGGAUCAAGAAUGUGAUGAACCCCAAGAACCGUGGCACUAUCAUUUAUCCAGACACCGCCGCAGAGCUCGACCGGCACACUCCAGGCCAUGACCCGCGCUUGUUCCGGACGCGAAGUGCCAGCCUAAUGCAGAAGCCGAAGCGACCGACCGCAGUGACCAUCAAGCAUAAGAUCUUGGUGAUCAACGUGCACUCGAACAAGCGAUCUCUGUCGCAUGGUUUCUUUGCCGGCAUUUUCUCCGUGUUGGACAAGUGGCGCUUGUCGAUCGAUCUUAUCUCCACCAGUGAGGUUCACGUCUCCAUGGCGCUUCAUUCCGAGAUGCCCCUGUUGAACGGUAAUGGACGGGAUGAUUAUCAGGUGAUCGAUGAUGAUUUAAAGGGGGCCUUGAAUGAUCUGAGCAAGUAUGGUAUGGUGGACAUCAUCCCUGAGAUGGCCAUUCUCAGCUUGGUCGGCAAGCAGAUGAAAAAUAUGAUUGGGGUGGCCGGGCGUAUGUUCACUACGCUGGGCGAGAACAAUGUGAAUAUCGAAAUGAUUUCCCAAGGUGCAAGUGAAAUCAACAUUUCGUGCGUCAUCGAAGAACGCGAUGCUGACCGCGCCCUCAACAUCAUCCACACCAGCAUGUUCACCUUCCUGGAAUAG
Messenger RNA from Penicillium verhagenii, 1551 nucleotides. RefSeq names its product aspartate kinase. The record is from RefSeq and is a predicted model, not a curated record. Gene Ontology annotation, molecular function: aspartate kinase activity. The transcript is spliced from 4 exons. Lineage: Eukaryota; Fungi; Ascomycota; Eurotiomycetes; Eurotiales; Aspergillaceae. The coding region runs from base 1 to 1551 and encodes 516 amino acids.